Molecule: messenger RNA, 1827 nt
Organism: Oncorhynchus mykiss (rainbow trout)
Lineage: Eukaryota; Metazoa; Chordata; Actinopteri; Salmoniformes; Salmonidae
Product: MRG/MORF4L-binding protein
Biological process (GO): regulation of transcription by RNA polymerase II
Cellular component (GO): nucleus; NuA4 histone acetyltransferase complex
Source: RefSeq, a predicted model, not a curated record
UUCCCCCCGCCAUUAACGUAAUCGAAGAAUAAGACAGCCUGCUGUGGUGUUUCUUGUGUUCAUUUGGGUCAGUUGUUCUAAUCUUUGAUUUCAGUGUUUUGCUAUUGGAGAAGGACAACAGGCAUGGGGGAAGCCGAGCUUGUUCCAGCUGACGGUAAACAAGCAGAGUCGGGCAUCAGUACCGUCGAAGACUCGGUCGUAUGGAGUCAAGAAGUCGAGGUGUGCCUGUUCCAUGCGAUGCUAGGUCACAAACCCGUAGGGGUAAAUCGCCACUUUCACAUGAUCUGCAUCCGGGAUAAAUUCAGUCAGAAUAUUGGGAGGCAAGUGUCAUCAAAGGUGAUCUGGGACCACCUGGGAACUAUGUAUGACAUGUCGGCCUUGCACGAGUCAGAAAUAUUGCCAUUUCCCAACUCAGAGAAGAGCUUCAAUCUUCCAGAGGAGAUGAUUCAAAAAGUAAAAGAAGGUAAACUGGUGUCUGAGGACGACAUGAAAGACGAGUUGAAAGAAGAACGAGACUCCCCAGCCACGCAUGAAGAAGGCAGCAACUCCUCGGUGAAGAUGACAGAGAGGGCCGUCAGCAAAGACAAGGAGAGAGACAGAGACAGAGAGAAAGGUUCCUCUGAGGGUGGCCCAGGGAAGGAGGCAGCAGACAAGAGGAAGAGGAAUCGUGCAACUGAGAAGGUACUCAACUCCAGCAGCAACCCGUCCAGCCCCGGUGGAGCCAAGCGGAGAAGGACGUAGGCCAAGUCACCAGGAGACGCCCUCAAGAUAUCAGCCGCUGCAGAGAGCAGGAGACCCCAGGGGGAGGAGGGGAGACCUGGGACUGGAGAGACUCAUCUGUGAAGCCUGGAAGGAAGGGGGAGAGACUUAGGACUGGAGAGACUCAUCUGUGAAGCCUGGAGGGAAACGGGAGGGAGGGUGAGAGAGUGGCGUUUGGAGUCAGACAAUAGAGAAGCUAUUUGGACAAUGCAGAAUUUGUGCACAGGUAUCCAGGAGACGAAAUUAAGAACUUUCAGCCCCACAGAAGCUGCAAUUUUAGACUUAUGUAAUGUUCUCCGAACAUCUAGAAUGAUGUAUAAUUUUCCCACUGCCACACAAUCUCUGAAAACAACACCGCAAUAGCAAUGUGAAGACCAAACUGACUCGUAUUGGUCAUGAUUAUCAAUAUACUGUCACAGCAGCGGAGGUUUUUUGGACAAUCCUCCAGUCCUCGGCUCUGGAUGAGAGGCCAGCAGCCAUGUUUAGUAAUAUUGACACAAUUCAAUCAGACACGUUAUCAAUGACAUCAGAAUGAGCGUAAUGGUUCUAGUGCUUUGUGUUCAGGCUUGUGUUAUUGUGAAGUUAUCCUGUUUGGCUUUGGAGAAAUGCAGGACUACUAAAUCACAGCAAUACACUGUAUUAGUGGCUGGACGCUUGCUCUAAUUGUCUUGUUGUUGUUGUGUGUUCUGAUUUGUUUCAAGUUGUUGUAAACACAUGCAUAGAGUAGCUCAUCCAGCUCUUCCAAUAACUGCCAACCAGAUUGUUAUUGUACCUCGUCUGUAUAAAAUGUAGCUGCAAUUUGUGCAAAUUGUCGGUCAUUGUCCCCUUUUUUCCUACAGUCACAGUCUUCUGUAUUUUAUCCGUAGGGAUUAUUGAAUGUGCAUGUUUUGGUAAUUGCUAAAAAAAAAAAAGUAUUUUUUUUGUCCGUGUUAAAGACAGACCUUUGCGAAUAUAAUAAACAUGUGUAGCUGUAGUCUCCAUCCCAUUUGAGAUCCCUUUUGUUAUUCUCUAUUUAUUGGACAUGUCAUAUUUUUAAAGACUAUGUCCCAUUAAAUGAUUUUUGACGAA